AUGACUCCAGAAAUUUUCGCCGAGAAUCAAACUCGGGUCUUCGAACUGAUUGAGGAGGUCGUCGGGUUAGUACGCCAACAGAGGCAACAACCUCAGCAACCAGUCCAGCAGGAUGUUGCUCCUCUUGAGCAAAGGACUGUAGCGAAAUUCAAGAAAAUGGCUCCUUCGGCUUUUAAAAGCACUACUAGUCCUCAAGAGGCCGAAGCUUGGAUAGAUGAAAUGGAGAAAGCCUUCAGGGCAAUGGAAUGCACUGAUGAAGAGAAGGUUAGAUUUGCCAUCUAUAUGCUUCAGGACCGAGCUCAUCAUUGGUGGAAGUCAGUGGAGCGCACAUUGGCACAUGAGCAUGAGGCAGUUACCUGGCAGAGAUUUUGUACAGCCUUCUACUCCAAGUAUUUCCCCUCUAGUCGCCUGAGGGAGCUAGAGAGGGAAUUUCUCAAUCUGAAUCAAGGAAAUAUGACUGUGGAUGAGUAUGAGGCAGAGUUUGACAGGCUAUCUCGGUUUGCUCCCACCCUCAUCAUGAAAGUAGAGUCCCGGAUGGGGAGAUUUGAAGAAGGAUUGAAGCCUCACUGA
Molecule: messenger RNA, 570 nt
Organism: Phoenix dactylifera (date palm)
Lineage: Eukaryota; Viridiplantae; Streptophyta; Magnoliopsida; Arecales; Arecaceae
Source: RefSeq, a predicted model, not a curated record